UAACUUGUGACAGCUGAGGAGCGGAGGUCACACCGAAGCGUCACAUCCUCCGCCAUUUCUCUUUUAGAGUAACAGUGUUAACACAGUCAGUUCAGUUCUGCAGUGGGAGAGGACCAGGACACCCCUCCCUCCUACUGAAAUAUCAUAUCAAACCAUAACAAGAUGGCCUCCAUGUCGGUGGACCCAGUCACGGAGCCGCGGAUGUACCAGCAAACGCUCCUACAAGAUGGGCUCUGUGAUCUCCUGGAUUCUAACAAGUUUGUGGACUGCGUUCUGAAGAUCAAAGACAAAGAGUUUCCUUGUCAUCGUCUAGUGCUAGCCGCCAGCAGUCCUUACUUCAAAGCCAUGUUCCUUUCAGAUCUGGAAGAGAGCAAAAAGCGGGAGAUUGUUCUAAAAGACAUCGAACCUGGGGUCAUGGGAAUGAUCUUGAGGUACAUAUACACCUCAGAUAUUAACCUGACUGAGCAUAACGUCCAAGACAUCUUCAUGGCGGCCAACAUGUACCAGAUUCCAUCAAUCUUCAGCGUUUGUGUCUCGUAUCUACAGCAGAAGCUGGUUCUCAGUAACUGUUUGGCUAUCUUCAGACUGGGACUGUUGCUGGACUGUCCACGUUUGGCUAUGGAGGCGCGGGACUUCAUCUGUGACCGGUAUGCCCUCAUCAUUCGGGACCAGGACUUCCAUCAGUUGGGUCCCAGCGAGUUGGCGGCUAUUAUCACGUGUGACUCUCUGAAUGUGGACCGAGAAGAGCUGGUGUUUGAAUCUCUCAUGGAAUGGGUGGAGUACGACACAGGUGAGAGAUUGAAGGACUUGGCACAACUUCUACACUGCGUACGUUUCCGUCUUAUUCCGACGAGUUAUUUUAAAGAGAAAGUCGAGGGGCAUAGAUUGAUCAGGACGAAUCAGGAGCUCAAGAAGGAGCUUCAGAUUGUCAAGGAUGCACAGAAAGGACUGAUACACAGGGUCAAAAGGGUCAAGAAGCAAGGCGAGACGGUGGAUUCUGAGGACGAGGAUGAGGAGGGUUUGCUGCCGGGGAUCCUAAACAACAAUCCACGUUUUGGAAUGUUUCAAACAGACCUUAUAUUGAUGAUUAGCGACACGGGGACAGUAGCGUAUGACAUUGGUGCAAACGAAUGCUACGUGGCGUCUUCGUCCACCGAGAUCCCUAAGAACCACUGCAGCCUUGUCACGAAGGAAAAUCAGGUCUUUGUUGCUGGAGGUCUGAUGUACAACGAGGAGAACAAAGAUCAGCCAUUCAGUUCAUACUUUCUUCAGUUUGAUCCCAUGAGCUCUGAAUGGUUGGGGAUGCCCUCACUACCAGACCCUCGCUGUCUGUUCGGUUUGGCUGAGGCUGAGAACUCCAUCUAUGUGGUGGGAGGAAAAGAGCUGAAGGAGGGAGAACGUGCACUAGAUUCUGUUAUGGUCUACGACAGACAGUCAUUCAAAUGGGGAGAGUCGGACCCUCUUCCAUACGCAGUUUAUGGACAUGGAAUCAUUUCGCACAAAGGACUGGUCUAUGUGAUAGGUGGAAAAACUGAGAGCAAGAAAUGCCUGAGGAGAGUAUGUGUCUAUGACCCCUCUAAGUUUGAAUGGAAGGAUCUGGCACCCAUGAAAACCGCCCGCUCGCUGUUCGGCACUGCUGUUUACAAAAACAAAAUCUACGUUGUGACUGGAGUCACCGAUAACGGCCUGACUAACAGUGUGGAGGUCUAUGACAUCGCCAGCAACACCUGGUCGGAGUUUGUAGAGUUUCCUCAGGAAAGAAGCUCUCUUAACCUGAUCGAACUGGGCGGCUGCUUGUAUGCUGUAGGGGGUUUUGCUAUGAUGCCCAAUGAGACAACAGAAAAACUGGAGCCUACUGAAAUGAACGACAUAUGGAGGUUUGAGGAGAAGGAGAACUGUUGGAAUGGGAUCCUGAGGGAGAUCCGUUAUGCUGCAGGGGCCACAGUGCUUGGAGUACGUCUGAACACCUUGAGACUCACAAAGAUGUGAUCAACAGCUUGAGAAAACACACAGUAAACAAUGUUGCCCACAUCUUCAUAAAAAAGCAUUACAUAUUCCAUUGAAUCAUCGGUCACAGACUUUGAUUAAUGUUGUUAUACAGUGAUUAGUUAGCAGUGUUUGGUGCUGCUGUUCCAAAAAAACUCAGCAGAUGGAGACAAACACAAGACCAUUUUUUUUUUUCAUAAGAA
This is a messenger RNA of Labeo rohita (rohu), 2189 nucleotides long. It is a transcript of the gene klhl40a, whose product is annotated as kelch-like family member 40a. Gene Ontology annotation, molecular function: protein binding. The transcript has 6 exons. NCBI's taxonomy places the organism in Eukaryota, Metazoa, Chordata, Actinopteri, Cypriniformes, Cyprinidae. The coding region runs from base 163 to 1989 and encodes 608 amino acids. The record is from RefSeq and is a predicted model, not a curated record.